Cooperia oncophora is the source of this 294-nucleotide messenger RNA. The record is from the annotation of a GenBank genome assembly. Lineage: Eukaryota; Metazoa; Nematoda; Chromadorea; Rhabditida; Trichostrongylidae.
AUGGAGUUCAUCGAGCAACUUCAAUUUCAUCGAAGAACGUACCACGCCAGCUGCCCCAUCGUCGCCCAACUUGGCGUGUUUCUUCUGUUCUCAGUUGCUGUCAGUAACGAAGCAUCGUGUUGGACUGAGCCAAAAUCAGCUGAGGACCGUAUUGUACGACAAAUGCCGUGUUCUCCCAACUGUCUUGAAGUCCACGAGCUCUCCACAGGAGGAGUCAUCAAGCUCAUCGUCGACUUCUGCUGGAGUGCCAGAAAAUGCAUCCGAGAUCACUACUUCUCAGAGUGUGAUCAGUAG